GAACAUCAUACUGCUCACAAAUCAAGGUUCACAGAUUAUUGAAUCAGCUAGAAUGAGAGCACUAAAGAGGUUUACCUCUAGCCAAUAACACGCGCCUUUUAGCAGUUCGAUUUAAAAUGUAAAACGCGCGAGGAAUUAUUUUUUGUGUUUCAUAAAAAUGGAAGACGUGGAAGGUGGUUCACAUGGGGCAAGUGGAAAUCAAUUUUCCAUCUGUUUGCUAAUAAGGACUAUUUAUCAUGUUAUUUAUUUUCUCGGGGACAAUGCGGUGGCAUGCUGGGCUCUUAUGAUUUGGUACAAUGUAAAUGUUCAAGACCUUGACAACUCUGCGAUAUACAACCUUAAAUAUUUUGGACCUGCAUUCUUUACAAAUUGGAAUUUUUCAUUUCAAACAAUAUUCCUCGGACUAUCCCUGCUCUAUGAUUUUCUGGAGUGGGCCGGCAAACACAAUGGUAACCUGGGAACGAAGAUUCGCUACUGGCGUGAUGUCCUGUUCUGUGGGUGUGUGCUGCCUUUCACAUUGUUCGUCUCAUCAAUGUUCUGGACAGUCUACGCCAUUGACCGUGAGCUGGUCUUUCCGAAGAUCUACGAUGAUGUGAUACCCUGGUGGUUCAACCACUGCGUCCACACUAAUAUCCUGGUGGUGCUCGCGUUAGAGACGCUUCUGCAGCCCAGAAGACAACCCACUGAUGAGAAAGUGGAAGUCACAAUAUAUUGGAGCGUGGCUCUUAUGUACGCUGUUGUAUACUACACAAUAUACUUUGCAACUCAUCGGUGGUUGUACCAAGUAUUCGGUGUGAUGACAUGGUGGCAGGUCUGUCUUUACCAGCUUUGGAUAUGGGGCUCAUCAUUCGUCUUCUACAAACUGCAAUUCCCAGUCAAUAGACUCAUUCAUGGGGAUGAGAGUCAAGAGACACCGGAAGCUAAUGGAGAGGCGAAAACAGGUGAACAAGUAAUGAGUCCAAAAGAACAAAGUGGAAAAGUGAUAACAGAUUUGAAGACUCCACCGUUCUCCACGAGAUCUUGGAGUGUGAAGUUUAAGAAUUUAAGGAGCCAAUUUGAGAGUUCACGACUAUGAUAUUGGAAUAUUCAUACGGUGUUUAUGGCAAGAUCGUAAACCUAAACUUAAUCGCGGAAAACUCCGCUGCACGAAAACUUGACGUUGUAAACGUGUUUUAAAAUCAAAGCGCUUUAUUACCAACUUAUUUAGACCUUAUUAUGAAUAAAGUAAAAUUUUGCUACAAACCCCAGCUUUUAACGUGUCGCUUCAGUGAUCAACGUAAUUGCUAUGGCAGUUCUAUAAUGUUACAUUGAAUGGCAAUUGAAAUAAAGAAAAGAGCGUUUCAAUUUUUAACAUAUCUCUGCCAUUGUAUGUCCAUGGAUGGCGGCAACACUAAACAUCGAGUGAGCAUCUUGUUCAAUAAAUAAUACAUACAGAAAUUGUGCAGAAAAUUUAAGAAACAUAAUCAGUGUAGGUAAUUGCACUCUUUAGACUACUCUUUCCACGUUUUCCACCAAAUUGCAUUUAUGCUGUAUU
This is a messenger RNA of Pieris rapae (cabbage white), 1534 nucleotides long. Its product is annotated as androgen-dependent TFPI-regulating protein-like. The transcript is spliced from 4 exons. NCBI's taxonomy places the organism in Eukaryota, Metazoa, Arthropoda, Insecta, Lepidoptera, Pieridae. Gene Ontology annotation, cellular component: endomembrane system; membrane. The coding region runs from base 158 to 1075 and encodes 305 amino acids. The record is from RefSeq and is a predicted model, not a curated record.